Acytostelium subglobosum LB1 is the source of this 951-nucleotide messenger RNA. RefSeq lists its product as hypothetical. The transcript has 2 exons. The record is from RefSeq and is a predicted model, not a curated record. NCBI's taxonomy places the organism in Eukaryota, Evosea, Eumycetozoa, Acytosteliales, Acytosteliaceae. The coding region runs from base 1 to 951 and encodes 316 amino acids.
AUGUCCCAUCAACAUCUCAACGGUGUAACAUCACCUAGUAGUAGUAGUAGUAGUACAAGAAGAAGACUACGAACAACAGCAACAACAAUAACUGAUACACCAGAACCAACAACAACACCAACUACACCAACUGAGACACCAGUACCACCCUCACCAACACCAAGAACAGACUGUUUGCCAUGUCUGUCGGGCAGUUUCUACAACAAUGAUACAUUGGAUACGAGCUGCACGGGCUGCUCAGACGGCUUCUGUGGCAAUCCAGCAUCAUGUUUGCUCUGUCCACUGGGCACAUUCACCGCGGAGAACGCGUCUACUACGUGCCAGAUCUGUGCGGCGGGCUACAUUGCCGCGGCCAUGGGUCUGUCCGAGUGCAAGCCGUGCCCGCAGGGUACGACCAGCGACGACUCACACACAGUCUGCCAGAACUGCCCGCCCGGCACCGCCUCCUACCAAGAGGGCGACAUCUGUCAAAAGUGUCCGGCAGGCUUCUACAGCGGCGCGCGCGCCGAGUUCUGUAAUGAGUGCUCGCCUGGCACGUACAACGCGCUGCUUGGUCAGGCCAAGUGCACGGACUGUGGACCGGGCCGCUUCAACUCGCAGAGCGGCCAAAAGUCCCAGUCGGCGUGUCGGCCCUGUCCCAGCGGGAAGUACUGCCCGGACGAGGCUACACAGAUCCCCGUUGACUGCCCGUCCAACAACUACUGUCCGGCCGAGUCGGCCAAUCCCACUGGCUGUCCAUCGAUGUUCCAGGCCGGGCCCAACUCAUCGCGUUGCUCGCCCAACUCCUACUUCUACAUCAUCAUUGUCAGUGUGUCGCUGAUCGUCCUCGUCGCAUUUGGCAUCGUGUGGAAAUACAGACAGAUCAAGAGCAAUCAGCAGAUCAAGAUGACGAAUGAAGUGACCAUGUUGAUACCCAGACCAAUGGAUGGUUUGGAGUAUGGAGGCUUCUAA